Messenger RNA from Orycteropus afer afer, 3804 nucleotides. It is a transcript of the gene RAB10, whose product is annotated as RAB10, member RAS oncogene family. Gene Ontology annotation, cellular component: Golgi apparatus; insulin-responsive compartment; recycling endosome. Gene Ontology annotation, biological process: cellular response to insulin stimulus. Gene Ontology annotation, molecular function: GTPase activity; GTP binding. The record is from RefSeq and is a predicted model, not a curated record. Lineage: Eukaryota; Metazoa; Chordata; Mammalia; Tubulidentata; Orycteropodidae.
GUAACGCAGAACACCCUACCACGCGACCAUAGGGAGCGCGCCGGCGGCUUUGCCCUCGCCCUCGCCCUCUCUCGCCUUUCCCAUCUUCCUUCUUCGCUUGGCUUUAGACAGGCUGGGAGAAUCGCGCACUCCACCUUCCCCCUUGGUGCCCACGCACUCUCGCGCGCGCAUGCGCAGAAGGAGACCGCAGGGUGCGGGCGAGAGGGAAGGGCGGGCGUACGUCCUUGCGUGCGUCUCAGGCAGCGCGCACGCCGGCGUGAGAGGGCACGGGGAAAAGGUGGCUUUGGCCGGGGCGGUAGAGCUUCCUGUGGCUAUGUAACUGUGCUUGUCGCCUCGGGGUCCUCCUUCGCUGCUAUCGCCGCGUUUUAGCGCGGAGUUGCUGCUCGGGAGCAAGACCGUCCUCACCCUCACCGCGCUCCCUCGACGGCAGAGCUUGCUCUCUUGCCCGUGGGAGCGUCCCGGCCGAGCAGUCCUGAGGGGGGAGGGGAGGCCAUUUUGUCCCGACCGACUCCCCGGAACCGGGCGGAGCGGCUGGGAGAGGCUGCGGAGCUGCGGUCGCCGCCCUCGGAGGCACCGGACCUCGCCACCGUCGGGGCUUCCUCGACGAGGCCGUUCGCAGGUCUCCUACGUCCUCUCUAGUCUUCGUUUUUUUCCCACGCUUCCCCGGUCUUCCGGCCUGAAAACGCCGGAGUGAGGAGUUGGCGGUAGUGAGAGGGACCGAUCUCUUGGGGCCGCCGGCGGUGAGAGCCUGAGCCGCUCCUCCCAAUGGCGAAGAAGACGUACGACCUGCUUUUCAAGCUGCUCCUGAUCGGGGACUCGGGAGUGGGGAAGACCUGCGUCCUUUUUCGUUUUUCGGAUGAUGCCUUCAAUACCACCUUUAUUUCCACCAUAGGGAUAGACUUUAAGAUCAAAACAGUUGAAUUACAAGGAAAGAAGAUCAAGCUACAGAUAUGGGAUACAGCAGGCCAGGAGCGAUUUCACACCAUCACAACCUCCUACUACAGAGGAGCAAUGGGUAUUAUGCUAGUAUAUGACAUCACCAAUGGUAAAAGUUUUGAAAACAUCAGCAAAUGGCUUAGAAACAUAGAUGAGCAUGCCAAUGAAGAUGUGGAAAGAAUGUUACUAGGAAACAAGUGUGAUAUGGACGAUAAAAGAGUUGUACCUAAAGGAAAAGGAGAACAGAUUGCAAGGGAGCAUGGUAUUAGAUUUUUUGAGACUAGUGCAAAAGCAAAUAUAAACAUUGAAAAGGCGUUCCUCACAUUAGCUGAAGAUAUCCUUCGAAAGACCCCUGUAAAAGAGCCCAACAGUGAAAAUUUAGAUAUCAGCAGUGGAGGCGGCGUGACAGGCUGGAAGAGCAAAUGUUGCUGAGCAUCUUCCUGUUCCAUCAAAUGCCAUCCACCACCCCGUUUUCUCUUGCUGCAUAAUAAACCACUCUGUCCAUUUUUAACCCGAAACAGGUAUUUUGUUCCUCAUCUUAACUAUCCAGACCACCACUUUAUUUGUUCUUUCAUCUGUGACUGCUUGCUGACUUUAUUAUUUUCUUCAGACAAAAAAAUGUAUAGAAAAAUCAUGUUGUGACUUCAUUUUUAAAUGUACUUGCUAAGCUCACCACUGUAUUUCAGUUGUAUUAUAGUCUGGUUCUUAUCAACAUUAAAACCUAUAGCAAUCAUUUCAACUCUAUUCCGCAAAUUGUAUAAGAAUAAAAGUUAGAAUUAACAGUUUUAUUUUGUACAACAGUGGAAUUUUCUGUCAUGGAUAAUGUGCUUAAGUCCCUAUAAUCUAUAGACACGCGAGAUAGUGAAAGAAACAAACAAAGCCAGGAAAACACUCAUUUCGCCUUGCAUAUGUAAAUGGGGUUAAUUUUGUCCUGUGCCUUAUGUGGAAAGGAACUUCUUUGGUUUAUCCUUUUUUUGUUUUGGUGGAAGCAUGUGCAGGAGACAUAUCAUCCGAACAUAAACCAUUAAAAUGUUUGUGGUUUGCUUGGCUGUAAUUUUCAGAGUAGUUAACUGAGGACAAAGGAUAAUGCAGAAAUGAUAAUUUUGGCUUGCUGAGACAACAUUUUAAGUGGCCUUGAUAUUUAAAUUGUUCCUGCCCACCAUUUCUUCUCCUUGGCCACUUUUUCCUUGUUUCUCUUCUUCCUGCAUGCUGCUUUUUUUGCUUCUCCCUCUCCCCCCAACCCAUGGAAUGAGUUAUUUAAAAAUGAAAGGGGCAAACUAGUAGGUUUGUCAGAUUUAAUACAAAGCACUGAUUUAACUUGCUAAGUAAAUUGAAAGGUAAAUUCUAACUGCCUACUGUCAGAUGUCAGCUAUUUAGUGUCUUCCCCUCAUUUGUUCUCUCCCCUAAAACUUUUGUCUCCAGAUUCCUUCAUUUACUGUUUUCCGUCUGUGUUCUUCUCUUUCCCCUCCUGUCUGUCCAUGGAAUUUAUGAAAUGGAAGAGUUAAUUGCAUGCACUAGUGUUUGGAGGAUGUUGUGGUUUGUCUUUCUAAUUAGGUGUGUAGCCUAUUCACUUUCCUAGAAUUAAUCUCUUCAUCUGAAUUUGAGUAGUCUCCGUUUUGGUAACUCCUCUAGCAGUUUGGUAGCCCAGUAAAGGUUGUUUAAAGAAAGAAAGAAAAAAGACGGGAAAAGAGGAGUGGAAUUUAUUAACAUUUGCCAAAUGUAUUAAGAUUUGGCCUCUGAAGAACACUUUUUCAGUGUUAAGUUGUCUUUACCUUAAGAUUUAGAAACACUUUAGACUAUUAAUUUUAAGUCCUGUCUUCAUAUCUUUUUCGAAAAUUGUAUUACUGUGUAUUUGGAAAAAGGACAGCAAAAGGCUUUUCAUGUCAAGAUCAGAUUUCUGGCUUUCUCUAACCCUGCCCUUUUUUCCUUUAAUUUUUCUAGUUUUGCUUCAUUGCUUAUCAUUAGGAUAGGGUAAGUUAAGUUUGCUAUGCUGCUAGCAUCCUAACAUGAUACCUUUCUUGAAAUAAUUGUGAAUAGCAUGAUUCAUUUCUAGCAGAGGCUGAGUUUAGGACAGCAGCUUCCAUUGAAAAGUCUUUGUGUCGUGGAUAGCAUUUUAAUGCCCUCUUGGCUCACAUAAACAACAUAGGGACAUGUCUGUUAUGAAAAUCCAUGAGUUUUUCAGAUAGUGCCCUAAAAACAAUUUUAUAUGCCUCACUGGUGGGUGUUCUUAGGUUUUUCCCUCACUUGACUUUAUCAUUGUUUACUACUUAGGAAAAGCAGCAUUGCCAAAUAAUCCCUAAUUUUCCACUAAAAAUAAUACUGAAAUGAUGUUAAGCUUCUCAACAAGUUUUAGGUUGAACCUACUGUUGUUAGAUUAACUUUAAUGUAUUUGUUACUUCCCUCUAUCUGGAAUGUGGCAGUAGCUUUUUUAUUUUUAACUCUCUUUAAUCCUUGUUAAAUUUAGUGACUUAAGGUCUGAGAGCUAAACACUGGGAUUUUUGGGUAACAGACUGACAGUUUUGUUGUUCGCAUAACUAUAAUUGGCAUUGUACAUAGAAAGGAUAUGGCUACCUUUUGUUAAAUCUGCACUUUCUAAAUAUCAAAAAAGGGAAAUGGAGUAUAAAUCAAUUUUUGUAUAAUCUGUUUGAAACAUGAGUUUUAUUUGCUUAAUAUUAGGGCUUUGUCCCUUUUCUGUAAGUCUCUUGGGAUCCUGUGUAGAAGCUGUUACCAUUAAACACCAAACAGUUAAGUCCAUUCUCUGGUACUAGCUACAGAUUCGGUUUCAUAUUCUACUUAACAAUUUAAAUAAACUGAAAUAUUUCUAGAUGGUCUGCUUCUGUUCAUACAAAAACAAAACUUGAUUUCCAA